Messenger RNA from Zootermopsis nevadensis, 3003 nucleotides. RefSeq names its product dim gamma-tubulin 6 (gene dgt6). Gene Ontology annotation, cellular component: HAUS complex; mitotic spindle microtubule. Lineage: Eukaryota; Metazoa; Arthropoda; Insecta; Blattodea; Termopsidae. The record is from RefSeq and is a predicted model, not a curated record. Gene Ontology annotation, molecular function: microtubule binding. Gene Ontology annotation, biological process: spindle assembly.
AAUUUGUACGUAGUGUGUUCAAAAAAUAUAUAUACUGUGCUUCUUUCUCUUAUCUAAAAUCCCCGUAGUCUGUUUAACGGUUUAGUAUUUAACAACCAUUUGUUUAUGAUAUGACCUUUAGUGAGAGAAUCAUCGUUGGUAAAGAAAAACGUCGUACUCAGUUUUAUGCGUGGAGUGUAGGCCUUAUAGCGGGAAGCUGGAAUUGUUGUUGCUUUACUUUUUUAUAUAGGUUUUAUAUAGUUAUGUCAUAAUGGUACGGGAAGAUAUUCACAGUUUAAUUCAUUGUAACUUUCAACAGUUGCAUUUCUUACAUCCAAUACCAUUCACAUUUAAGGAGGGAAUGUUCAAAGUUCCCAAUGUAAAGGGAUUUCAGGAUUCCAUGCACUAUUUGUUAUCUAUUGUUGACCCUGUGAAAUGUGCAAUGAUGAUCCCGUGGCCGUUGCUUGAUAAGAAAGGAGAAUCACAAUUUCGCAUCACAGUGAAAACACUUCUGAUGGAAAUAAAUGGAGCUUAUCCAGAAGCUAAUUUACCCAAAAUAUUUCUGUCAUUUUUUAUGAAUCCUGGUGGUGAGAAGUUUGCAAAUUUUAUGUGGAAACUGACAAAAUUUGUACUUUUCCGGAGUCUUUGUCAGACAUAUGGUACGUCAGAUGUGUUAUUUCCACCCAGAACAUUCAGCAAUGAUUCCUUGGCCAGUGCAAAGCUUAGUCUUGUCCAGGCAAUGACAGAAUGUACUACACAGAAGGCAAUUGCAAAUCAAUUGAAAAUUGACUCUUUAAUGUCACAGGAAUGUGAAAGGCAGUGCAGUAUACAACUAAGUGAACUGGAAGCCAGAGUAAAAACUUAUGACAAUCUGUUGAAGGAAUUGGUAGAGGAGUUAGCUGUUUCCACAGAAAUGAAAGAGAAACUCUCCUGCAACUUUUAUGACAGCAGUGUUAUUGCAGAGUGGGUUGCAGAUGUGGAAGUUGAAGGCCGUGUGAUUGAAGCUAUUAUACAUGUUUUGAAGAAGACUGGAAUUAAUGUAACAAACUUACUUGAUACCAUCAGACUAGCUGAAAACAAUGAUGCAUCUCAACUUUGCCUUGAUGCUAAUGGGUUUAACAUCCAUACUGCAAGCAGAAAGAGUAUGGAUAAUGAUUUGAAGGAAAUCAUGAAGGAGAUGCAAGAUGGAAAAUUGAGUGUGUCAGAAUUUAUCCAUUCGUUAAUUGGAUUGCAAGCUUCACUGAUUGAUUAUAUUGAUGGCAAGGGGUUGAAAAACAUGACCAUGGUGUUACCUGAAUUGCAUAGUGUUAAAUCUGAAUUUCAAGAACAUGAAGUAUUAUUCAAUGCUGUUGAAACCAAGCUGCAAGAGACAUUAAACGAAGUCCAAAACAAUUAUGAAGCACUUUGUAAAGAAUUUAGGACUCUGAAAUCCAAACCCACAGCAGCAGUAGAAAUGUCAUCUUCCAUUAUUUCUUCAGAAACUGCUAGUACCAGUACUGAUGAUGUAUAUAUAACACAUCAAACACCAGUUCGUGGUGUUAAUAGAAGUUUGUGUGUCAAACAGACUGAGAAUGAAGCUGUUGUCAACAUAAAACUUGAUCCUCAACUUCUACAAACACCAGAGUUGGAGAGAAAAUUGAACAGCCCACUGCAUGUGGCUAACAAAUCAAGGACCAGAAAGGAAUAUGAAACCCCAGCACGCAAAAGUAUAUAUGUAUUACCUGCAACAACAAGCAAGACGUCAUGUGCCACUGAUUUACGUUCUCUUACUAGUUCACUUAUGAAGAAGAAAAAAUCUGUAGAAAUAACACAGCAGUUCCAGUCUGUGUCAAGACCAUAUAUGAGUCAUGAUGCUAGAAGUACAUCAUCUGUCAGCAAGGAAUUGUUUGAGGAGUCUACAAAAGAAGCAGGGGAGAAGUUUUCUCACAUUCCUGCGAGUUCAUAUGAUAAUGAAUCUUCAACACAUUUUCUUGUAGAUGACUCUUUAGAUGAUAUAAUUGAAAGUGACCAUUUUCUUGCUGUAUCUGAAAGUGAUGUGACAUCAUCUCCAGCAUCAUUGCUUUGUUCCCCACCACUCAUAGAAACAGAGGAAGGUACAAGCAGGAAAGAAAAUCGACGGAAGUCACUGGAUGUUUUCAUUCAGCGUUAUCUCAAAUUUCGACAUAAUGCAGAACUUACAUGAGAUUUAAGAUGCUCAUUUAUUAUUAACAGUUGUGUGCUGAAUUGUAUUGAUUAAAACAAGAGACUUGUUCUUUCUGUUAUAAAAUAAAUGUUUUAUGCUGGUAAACUUUAUAAAAGAAGUUCCUUUAUAACAUUAUUCAGUGGUACACUUCAGUUACUGGAUGUUCUUUAUGUGAAAUAGAAAGGUAAACACCUUGUGUGUAUGUAGGCUAGUAGUAUGAGUAGCAGUAAUAUUUAACAGUUUUUUAUGAAUGCUUAUAUUAAGAUCUAAAACAGAAUGUUACUCCAGAGAGAUGCUUUUGGAUCAUUUUAAGCUAAUAUUUUGGAUAGAAGUUAUAGAAUUGAAGAAGAAAUAUUGUAUUCUGUAUAUUUUUGAAGCAGUAAUUAUUUUUUUAUUAUAUGAAUGUAUCUUCAAAAAUAUCUAAUGUAAAAGUACUUUUCCUCUGUCUUGAGAAAAGGAAAGUGGCCAAAAUAACAGUGAUGAAAUACAUUUGUCAGUUGUUGAAGGGCUGUAAAUACAGAUACCACUUAUUUAUGCUUGUUUAGUUGAUAGUCAAUCAGGUGGUUAAGAAUGUCCUAUUAUGAAAUCCAUAGAAACAUCACACAUGUUCACAGCAGUCAACAGUUGGACAUUAUGCUGAAUCAGUUUUAUCUCUUUUACUUUCACAGCCUGUUUUUAUAAAACCCUUUAUACUUUUACUUCGUCGAAAGUGGUUUCCUUGAUUGCGGUUUUCCAACCAAAGUUCUGUAUGCAGUUCUUGUUUCCCCCAAGUAUACCACAUGUUUGAUUCAUUUAGCAUUGAUGAAAUGCCUUAAUAAUAAAUUAAUUUUAAAAUCUGUUAA